Blastomyces dermatitidis ER-3 is the source of this 1450-nucleotide messenger RNA. Its product is annotated as mitochondrial ribosomal protein L16. Gene Ontology annotation, cellular component: mitochondrial large ribosomal subunit; ribosome. The transcript has 3 exons. NCBI's taxonomy places the organism in Eukaryota, Fungi, Ascomycota, Eurotiomycetes, Onygenales, Ajellomycetaceae. Bases 95 to 784 code for a protein of 229 amino acids. Gene Ontology annotation, biological process: mitochondrial translation. The record is from RefSeq and is a predicted model, not a curated record. Gene Ontology annotation, molecular function: structural constituent of ribosome; rRNA binding.
UGCACACCUGAGGAGAAUUAUUUCGCAGGUCGGAGCGAGAAAUGAUGCUUCCGCGCCAUUGGGAGGGAUAACGAUUCGAUUCCACGCCGGAAACAUGGCUCCCCGAUUAAAUAUCUUCCAGGGGCUUCAGUUAAUCUCUCUACGCCCGUCCCCCACCUCCUCCACAUUAUUGCCCAACUCUAUACGAUGUUUCUCUACGACCUCCCCCUCCUUCAACUGGCUGAUCCCAAAGCACCGCGAGAAAAGGAAAUCGCAAAAAGGCCGGCCUCGGAUGCCAACUGGUGGUUCCUCCCGUGGAACAACAGUCAUCUGGGGCGACUAUGGCCUUCGUAUGAAAGACCAUGACCGUCGAGUGUCGGCAGAUCAACUGAAGACCGGCUAUGAAACGAUCCAGAAACGGCUCAGAGGCAUGAAAUACAAGUUCUACCCGCGAGUAGCUGCCAACAUCGGUGUAUAUACGAAAGGUAACGAGCAGCGUAUGGGGAAGGGAAAGGGUAAAUUCGAUUACUGGGCUGCAAGAGUCGCGGUUAAUCGAAUCAUUUUCGAAUUGAAGGGGGAUAUCCACGAGAAAGUAGCGAGAGAGGCGUUUAGAUUGGCAGCCGCCAAGAUGCCUGGGCUUUAUGAAUUCGUGAAGAAGGGCGAUCCUCCUAUGGUGGGCCUUACAAAACUGCAGAAUGGCGUUACGCUGGAAUCAUUGAAGAGGGCGCGGAGAGAAGUUCCGUUGAAUUCGAAGGCAGCACAACCACCACCGCCGGAGGUUUCCGCACCUGCGCAAUCGCAAUAAAUUCUUUCCGUUUUUCUCCGUGUACAUGUACAUUACGGCGUUAAAAUAUCCAUGUGUCGAAUAGAAGAGCUUUCCCAAUAAAAAAAUUGGUGUGCAUUCUUACUUGCCGCAAAAUAACGUGGCUCAUGUCUGGAUAUUUGAAGGGGGCAUCCUGGAAUAGACAAUGGGCACAUUUGGGAUUCCCAAUAAACAGAGGAAUAUAUAAACAGAUUUUGUAUAACCGGAUUCUAAAGAUUGGCAAUGGCACAUUGCUAUCUUUUUGCUUUCGAUAGGCGUUGCUCCACCCUGCGCAGCGCACGAUCAAACCACAGCGUAAGACUAAAAAAUCACAGCAAUGACCCUGAUCCCAAUUGCACGGUUUCUCAGAGCAAACCAAAGCCACAGCCCCAAAACGCCAGAUACGCCAUGCGUUAACGACAUGGAAGAGAUACGAGUGCUUAGAAUUCGAGGCCCAUUAAGUAGCUACCACAUUGUUAGUUGGGGAAAAUAGCUGUUCUGCAAUGAAGCUUACCUCUCGAGUACUCGCAUAAAUUUAGCAACAAACGCUUCCAGAUGAAAUAUAACCUUCUGUGAAGUAAUAUCUAUUAGCAUGUUAUCCUGUAGUGGUGAUCUCAUUUCUUCAUGAACGUACGCUUCCAAGCUUUAUCCUAUGUUCGUAGAAAGCUG